CAGGUCAGCAAACAAAAUCGUUCGGGACGAGGACCUGUCGCUGCGAACGCUUUUUCCUCCUCGCCGCACUCUCUUUCUCUUCCUUAUCCAUUCUUCCUGCCUCACCCGCACCACUCCUCCUCAGCCCCGAUAGCUAGGCACCGCCGCUCGCCGGAGCUCCCCUCAAGCUCCCAAGCCAUGGCCGCUGGCCCUCUGCAUCGCCGCUGGAUUUCCGGCGCCUCCCCAACCCUCCACCGCGAAUAGAUCUGCAUCCCGUGCGCCAUCGCCAGCCCAAGCGGCGGCGCCCUGCCGCGAGGACCAGAGGGCGACUCCGCACCCACCUGAGCAAAGCUGCUACUGGCCGGCGGUGAGGCUGACCCGCACAUAUCCCGUGCGCCAUCGCUGGCCCAUGUCUGGGGAGGCGAGCUUCGCGUCGGCCCAAGCAGCGGCCCCCAGCAUGAGGCCCGGCGGGCGAGGAUGCGCCGACCUGAGCAAAGCUGUUGCUGGCCAGCGGUGAGGCUGAUCCAUUCUGGCCUCGUCGACCUCGCAUCCGCCUUCCGCCGCGUCGCCCAGUGCCAGGCGGGCUCCCGGCGCAUCUUCCUUUGUCUCACUGUCGCCUCCCUACUUGGCAGGCCCGCCCGCGACCCCUCCCCCUUCCCUUUGUUCUAUCUCUGGAUCCCCUUCUUUUUGCUGUGUUUUUGUUGUUUGAUUCUGUCUUCAGAUAGCACAUGGCAAUUUAUUCACAUAACAUGGCUACUUCAUAUUUUAGGGACAAAAUUUAGAGUGCUGAACAUAUUAAGUUACCAUGGAAAAAUUGAUGUUAUAAUUGUAUGCAUGGUCAUGUAAGUUGCCAUGGCAAAAUACUUUCUGGUACAUACAUCGUAAUAAAAGUUGCCAUCAUUUUUUCAUACAGUAAAUGAUGUAUAUGGCAAUUAAGCAUUAUUUUGUGGGGAGUUCAUGGAAUUCAUUCGUAACUCGCCAUCCACGGGUUCGGCAGCGAUGGUCUCCUCCCUCCCUGCAUCCGCCAGAGAGGCCACGACAGCUCGCCGACGGCGGGCCUCGAGGUGGCCGAGCGAAAAGCGGCGGUGCUCCGGGUCUUGGGAACUCCUCACCACCACGGCCAUGGUAGCGGCAACAACAGCCAAGACCACGGUCACGCCAAGCAGUAGCAGCCGUUCAGAUAAUUCAUGGGAAAUUAUGUGAUGCGAUGCAAAUUGAACCAAAACUCGUAUGUGUAAAUUGUUACAGUAAUCUGUGUACCUUACACUACUUUUCUCAUGUGUUUGCACUGAUAUGUGGGUUGCUCAAAUUUUGAAGCAGCUUGGACGUUACCAUCAGUUUCUAGUUCACUUUGGCAUGUCUCAAAUCCUGCGAUAUUUUUGCUAGCUGAUUUUCUGACUCAAGUUGUGAUAAAUUAGUAAGUUUGCUAUGUACUGAAGUUAGUUUAGUUUCAUGUGUACCCGAGGUUCUGCUUGAAAUAGUUACCAUUGUAAUAGACAUAUAUUUGCCAUCGUAUUUAGCACGAUAUUGCGAGAAUAGACACAAUUGCCACAACUCUGAUGUAUAUUUUUUGCCUCCAAAGUUGCCAUGUCUCACUAUACAAUUUUUUCUUAAAUUUACCGUCUCACUGUACAAUUUUUCUUAAUUUUUCCUGGAAGAUGGCAAAUAUAGUUAUGGAAUCAUGGCAAAUUUAGUUCUCGGAUUAUGGAAAAUUCAUUGCUUUCUUGCGGUGGCAACUUUUGAUUUUGGAUCAUGGCGCGGUAUUACUGUUUUCAAACAUGGCAUCUAAUCGUACACUUUCUGCCAUGUAAACAUCAAAAUUUUAGUUAAUUCAUCAUGGCAAAUUUAGUUUACUCAUCAUGGCAAAUUUGCUUCCUGGAAGAUGGCAAAUAUAGUUAUCAAAGCAUGGCAAAUUCAUUGCUUUCUUGCCAUGGCAAUUUUUUGAUUUUUAAAAUUGUCACCAUACUUCUUGAAAUUUUCAAAAACAACAUAAAAUGGAAAAUAUUGCGAUGGCAUGUUUUACUAAUUAUUUCACCUUUAUUAACAUGGCAAAUUUACCUAAAUUUUCAUGACAAUUUUUUAACAUUUAUUGCCAUGGCAAGUUUUAUUAUUUAUUUGCCAUGCCAAAUUUACCUUUUUAUUAAGAUGGUAAAUUUACCUAACUACCCACGACAAUAUUUAACUUUUAUUGCCAUGGAAAUUUUUACUAUUUAUUUGACUUUUUAUUAACAUGGAAAAUUUACCUAAAUCCCCAUGGCAAUAUUGAACUUUUAUUGCCAUGUCAAGUUUUACUUUUUUUUGCCAUGUCUAAUAUACUUUCAUUAACACGGCAUAUUUACCUAAAUCUACAUGGCAAUAUUUAACUUUUAUUGCCAUGGCAAGUUUUACUUUUUUAUUUGCCGAUGUUAAAUUGACCCUUAUUAACAUGGCAAUUUUACCUAAAUCCCCAUGACAAUAUUUAACCUUUAUUGGCAUGGAAAGUUUACUUUUUAUUUUGCCAUGGCUAAUUUACCUUUAUUAACAUGGCAAAUUUAUCUAAAUUCCCAUGGCAAUUUUUAACUUUUAUUGCCAUGGCAAGAUUUACUAUUUUAUUUGACCUAUAUUAACAUGGUGAAUUUAUCUAUAUUAACACGGUGCAUUUUUUGUUUUUUGCUUCACAUGAUGGCGAAUUUAUAUAGUAAAAGCAUAUAGAUUUUAGUCCAUAUUUCUUGUCAUCAUGGUACGGAUGCAAACUGCCAUGAACUUUUUCUUUCUGUUUUGUGCCAUUUCACAAAAAAGAUCUUUUUUUACCUUGGCAAAAUUUGUUUAUAUUGAUGAUGGCAAUUUUUGGUUUGACACCAUUGGCAUUUUUUUUAGUAGUAUCUUGUUUCUUCAAAAAAAUUAUCUAUCACGACAUUUCUUUUUGGACUUUUUCGGUAAUGGCAAGUUCAUAUGUGUCCCCACUGCACAUUUUUGCCAUGUUUUUGAUUGGUAAACAACAAUAAUUGCCAUGGAAAAUUCAUACAUUUUGACAUCUUUGCAAGGAAGAUCUUUCUGGUUCAUUCAUCUUAUAGUGGUAGAGAUCUCAUGGUUCAUUCAUGCAUUUUUAUUUUUGGAGCAUUUGUGAUUAUUUUCAAGUGCAUGGCAAAAUCUGGCCUUUUUUUGAGUGGAGCAACAUCUGGCCUUUAUUAGUUAUACGUCCAAUGGUGGGCUUUUUUAUUCACAGUAAAAAUUGGUGCAAACUGGGCUUUUGUUUCUUUUUCUUGUUUCACAACAAAAAGGCCUGUAGGCUGCUGAGGUAGGGUGUUCGGGCUGGAUGAUUCUCGUCCCGAACGCAUGCGUUCGAUCGAUGCCUCCACGUUCGGUCUUGGCUCCCCCAGACCGAACGUUCGACAGUUAUCGGGGUCCUAAUAAAAAGGCAGCGUAGCCUUCCUCAAAAAAAAAAAAAAAAAAAAAACAGCGUAGCCCAAGAGGCUUGCAAACAGCUAAUGAGGCGACCACCUACACGUUACUAGUGCUACAAACAAGACGCUGUCUGAGUGAGGCGACCACCGGCGAAGUAUGGCGUGGUCCAUCGCAGCGAACACAGGCGGCAGCUCACAGCAGACGGACGGAGAGGGGGCACCGCGCCCGUCAGAGGACGCCGCGGCGGCGUGGGGGUCCGGGCGCGCCAGGCCAACUUCCGAUGCCUGGGGCACAGGCACCAGGUUGCCGGUGGACGACGCGGUCGUCGAAACCUGGGGAACCAGGCCGUCGACGGAUGCCCGGUUCACGGACAGCUGGGCCAGCUUGGUGACAACAGAGCCGCGGGUCACCGGCGGCACUUGGGGCCCCUGGUCAUCAGCGGCACAGGGCGCUGGGUCCUGGCGCAGCUGGCCAUCGGAGGCGGCGCGGGAGAACUGGAGCGGCUGGGCGCCGGAAAGGCGUCCCUCCACGGUUCCGUGGCCGUCGGAGCACGCGGUGAUCACGAACGUGACUGUGGAGGAUGCCCGUGCCCUCCACUGCGGCGUCUGCGGCCUCCCACUCAAGCCGCCAAUCUUCGAGUGUGACCUGGGGCAGGCGGUGUGCUCGGCGUGCCGCGGCCCUGGCUACCGCCGGUGCCGCGCCAUGGAGAACCUGGUGGCGACCGUCCGCGUGCCGUGCCCCAACGCCGCUCACGGCUGCGACGCCACGCCGGCCUACUACGACAUGCAUGCACACGGACUGGCGUGCGCGCACGCGCCGGGCACGCGCUGCCCCGCGGACGCCUGCGAAUUCGUCGGCUCAAUGGCAGCGCUCCUGGACCACUUCACCGCCGUGCACGGAUGGACGCUCACAACCGAGGACGGCGUCGGGAAGAGCUUCGACGUCGACCUCCAGGACGGCUUCAACGUCGUCACCACGGCCGUCCGUGACGGCGGCAACCAGCUCUUGCUCCUGCUAAACGUUGUGAGCCACCCGUUUGGUCGCACCAUCGCUGCGGUCUGCAUUAGUCCUUACCCCGCUGCCGUCGAGUCAUGGUCGUCGGCUGCUGCAUCCAAGACGGUGCAACUCGAGCUCCGCUACUCGGCAGCUAGCCAUUACCAAGAAUCUGAAUUCAAUGUUCCUUUCGCCGAUAUCGCCGAUGGAUUCCCAGACGUCAGCGAGUUGGCCCAGUUCGUCGUGCCCAAGUCUGUUCAUUCAGACGACCAUGCUACUACGCUGGUCACGGCCUAUAUUACCAUCAAAUAGCUUGGUCAUCACCACCUUAUCCUACUAUCUAAUUUAUCCUGAAGGCUUGAUGCGUCUCGAUUAGUACUACUACUAGUCCAUAAGAUCAUUUCCCAUUGAGCUAGAACUGUUGUCACUUAAUUAUGAUGCAAACCAAGAGAGCAACUUUUGAAUUUCUGAACUUAUUAUCACCUGGAUUUAAUUCAGACCCAUGCUGAUGCUCUCAUGGUCACAUUUUGUUGGCAUGUAUUUCAUCAAAAUGUACACAGAGCAGCCUAUAUUUUAGGGCGUGUUUCCACUUUUGAGAGUGAACUGGUUUUUCUCGUGCCACACAUUUUUUUCAGGGAAAUUGCAGAGUAUUGAUUAGUUCAUGAGUCUAUUGUUUAAUACUCCUAAUGCUUACUUUGAUGUUUAGGGCCUCGUUGAUUGCAGAAUUGUAAAAGCGCAGUAAUAGAGAAAGUACAGGAUUGGAAUGUCAUGUCCAUGUGAAUCCUACGUGAUUUGAGUUUGUUUGAUCGUGUCGUUGGAAAGGCAAACGAUCUUUUCCAAAAGGGUUGGGGGAAUUCCAGAUUUCUU
Aegilops tauschii subsp. strangulata is the source of this 5223-nucleotide messenger RNA. RefSeq lists its product as uncharacterized. The record is from RefSeq and is a predicted model, not a curated record. NCBI's taxonomy places the organism in Eukaryota, Viridiplantae, Streptophyta, Magnoliopsida, Poales, Poaceae. Gene Ontology annotation, molecular function: ubiquitin protein ligase activity; zinc ion binding. Gene Ontology annotation, cellular component: cytoplasm.